Molecule: messenger RNA, 1486 nt
Organism: Lytechinus variegatus (green sea urchin)
Lineage: Eukaryota; Metazoa; Echinodermata; Echinoidea; Temnopleuroida; Toxopneustidae
Product: speriolin-like protein
Exons: 3
Coding region: 108-557 (149 amino acids)
Source: RefSeq, a predicted model, not a curated record
UCAGCCACUGAACUUACGAGAAAUAUAUACUGAAGGCUGUAUUUGGUUUCAUCACAGAAAGAAAACGGUCAGUUGAUACCCAGACGACGUCUCCGAAAAAUCUAUUUAUGGCUGGUUCCGACACCAUCAUCUUUGGUGAGAUUGCUUUCCAGCUCGAACGAGUCAUUCUGUCAAGGGUCUUCCGAGGAGGCUCAAAGCAACUGACUGGUUAUACUCUGUCAAACAUUGAAAAGAUGAUUCGAAGUCACUAUGAUUACCAUGAACGACCAAUGCUUCAGAGGCAGUUAGACGAGGUCAAAGGUGAAUUGCAGAUCUGUGGUUGGAAUCACGAGUUUCAUCCGAAACUUGUCGCUCAUCUCAUCAAGAAAUUUGGGACUUUCCCGACCAACGUCAGGGCAAAGAGUGCAGCCAGGAAAAGAGGUUGGUUCGAACCACAAGCACUGAAAGAAGAAGUUCUGUGGAGGAUUCCACAGAAAUACAUCCAUGACAUGAUCAUCAUUCUCGACUGCCUCUUUUAUCUCAGCAAGAAAUAUAACAUCCCUCUCUUCACAUGGUGAGGUACUGGGUCAAAGUUCACCAGUCAAAGGGUUGGUCUGAUAGGAAUAUGAGAAGCAGAGCAGCAUGAAGAUGCGGAGUGGCCACUCACAUACAGAAUCGGAGCUUACGUAUAAAAAAUGUAACAUAGAUGCCAAUAACUUCUUUAUGGCACUUUUAAUCAGAAAUGUAUCAAUGGCAUAUAGUCAUUUCAGUUAAAUCAAUCAGAAUUACAUAAGUUAUCUAUAAAAAAAAUCACUUCUUAAAAGUUGUAAACAUGAUACAAAUUUAAUGGCAUCUUAAGAUGAGCCUUAAAAUUAUCACAUAAAAAUUUAAAGCUGAACCAAUCUCAACUUUUGAUUGAUCAUUGAUAUUAGUUUAAGUUACCUUUACAUGUACAUUUAUUGGAAAAAGUAUACUCCAGUAAAAUUGAAUCUAAUAUUUCGUAAACACCAAGCUGGACAUUUACCAAAAACACAUUUCCAGAAAAUAUAAACAACCAUGAUCAUCCCAUGUUGACCUACCGUCUCCCAAUAUUGCAGUUUCUGGAAGCUAUUUAUGGUGUAAUACCACAAUUUUGGCAAAAAUUAUUUUUCACUUACCCGUAAACAUUGGUAAAGUCAGAUAUACUUCAUGUAGCUAAUAUAUCUUUGCAAGGCAAUAUUAAAAAAGAUAUUAAUUUUCAUAUAACAAUAACUUAAUGAGAUGUAUAAGUGGUAUACAGUGCCAUGUUUGAUGACCAUAAUUACAAACAAGUUUGAUAAUGUAAUUGAUGUUUUUUUUGCUAUUUUUAAACCCAGGUUUAUCUCUUGACAAACUUCUAUGUAAUGCUAGGAUAUAUCUCCCUUCCUCGAUAUACAUGGCAGUGACACAAUUAUCAAAUGAUAGAAAUUCAUUGAAUACUCACAUCAUGUUUCUUUUAUUAUUACAAAAAAAUUUUUUUUAACUUAUC